AUGGACGUGAACCACGCGGUCCUCGCCGUCGGCUACGGCACGGACCCCGUCUCGAACAUGACCUACUGGACCAUCAAGAACUCCUGGGACUACUCGUGGGGAGACGAAGGGUUUUUCAAGAUGGAGUCGUUCGUCAACAUGUGCGGCGUCGCGAACUGCAACGCGUACCCGGACCUCUACGGCGCGUGA
Messenger RNA from Aureococcus anophagefferens, 189 nucleotides. RefSeq lists its product as hypothetical. Gene Ontology annotation, biological process: immune response. Lineage: Eukaryota; Pelagophyceae; Pelagomonadales; Pelagomonadaceae. Gene Ontology annotation, cellular component: lysosome. The transcript has a single exon. Bases 1 to 189 code for a protein of 62 amino acids. Gene Ontology annotation, molecular function: cysteine-type endopeptidase activity. The record is from RefSeq and is a predicted model, not a curated record.